This is a messenger RNA of Heterocephalus glaber (naked mole-rat), 4192 nucleotides long. Lineage: Eukaryota; Metazoa; Chordata; Mammalia; Rodentia; Bathyergidae. The record is from RefSeq and is a predicted model, not a curated record.
UGCGGACUGCUGUUUGGUCAUGAGUCUCAGACCAUGAAUUACGUGGGCCAGCUGGCCGGGCAGGUGCUCGUCACCGUGAAGGAGCUGUACAAGGGCAUCAACCAGGCCACCCUGUCGGGCUGCAUCGAUGUGGUGGUGGUGCGGCAGCAGGAUGGCACCUACCAGUGCUCGCCCUUCCACGUGCGCUUUGGAAAGCUGGGCGUCCUGCGCUCCAAGGAGAAAGUGAUUGACAUAGAAAUCAAUGGCAGCGCGGUGGAUCUUCACAUGAAAUUGGGUGACAAUGGAGAAGCCUUCUUCGUGGAGGAGACGGAAGAGGAAUAUGAAAAGCUGCCUGCUUACCUGGCCACCUCCCCAAUUCCCACGGAAGACCAGUUCUUUAAGGAUAUUGAUGCCCCUGUGGGGAAAUCAGGAGGAGACGCAAGACCGCCCCAGAGUCCAGGCGUCUCGCACGUCCUGGAAAUGGAGACAGUGUUUGCUCCAAGUGCUGUGAAAAAGAAAAAGCGGAGGAGGAAGAAGUGCAAGCAGGAGGUCAAGAAGGAGGAGCCGGCGGCCUCGCCUACUGCAGAGGGUGCGCGCGAUGUGCCUGUGAGCUCCGACGACGAGCAGGCGGCCCAGGCGGCCAGAGGACCUUCAAGUGCUUCCUUGAAGGAAGAAGAAUAUAAGGAACCUUUGCUCUUCCGUUCUGGGGAUCACUACCCCUUAUCUGAUGGAGAUUGGUCCCCGCUAGAGAAUGCCUACCCCCAGGCAGUGUGUCCUAAGAGCGAUUCAGAGCUGGAAGUGAAGCCCUCCGAGAGCCUGCUGCGGUCAGAGUCGCACAUGGAGUGGACGUGGGGCGGCUUUCCGGAGUCCACCAAGGUCAGCAAAAGAGAAAGGGCCGACCAUCACCCUCGGAUGGCCACCAUCACCCCGUCUGAAAACACUCACUUCCGGGUCAUCCCGAGCGAGGACAGCCUGCUGCGCGGCGAGGCCGAGGAGGGCCCAGUGCUGGCCAUCGUGAGGCCCACGCCCAGGGCCCCGUGUGCACUGAGGAACGAGGAGACCGCAGGCCCGGAGCCCCCAGCCGAGCCCCCCGAGCCCCGGCCCUCGGCGGCCAAGGCGGACUCGCCGUCCCGGAGGAGAGGUGUCCACAAGAGAAGCCAGCACCAGGGGCCCGAUGACAUCUACCUGGAUGACUUGAAGGGGCUGGAGCCCGAGGUGGCUGCCCUCUACUUCCCCAAGAGUGAUGCAGACCCCGGCUCUAGGCAGUGGCCCGAGUCCGACACGCUGUCCGGCUCCCAGUCCCCGCAGUCGGUGGGCAGCGCGGCCGCGGACAGCGGUACCGAGUGCCUCUCGGACUCUGCCAUGGACCUGCCCGACGUCACCCUGUCCCUCUGCGGAGGCCUCAGCGACAACGGGGAGAUUUCCAAAGAUAUCAUUACCUAUCAAGAGUUUGCGGAAAACCCUGGACUUAUAGACAACCCUAACCUCGUCAUACGGAUUUAUAACCGUUACUAUAACUGGGCAUUGGCUGCUCCCAUGAUCCUCAGCCUACAGGUUUUCCAGAAGAGUCUGCCAAAGGCCACCGUGGAGUCCUGGGUCAAGGACAAGAUGCCAAAGAAGUCUGGGCGCUGGUGGUUUUGGCGGAAGCGGGAAAGCAUGACCAAGCAGGCAAAACUGCAGCUGCACGAUGGCCCCAAUGACAUCGUGUUCAGUAUCACAACCCAGUACCAAGGCACAUGCCGCUGCGCGGGGACCAUUUACCUGUGGGACUGGAACGACAAGAUCGUCAUUUCUGACAUCGAUGGGACCAUCACCAAGUCUGACGCUUUGGGCCAGAUUCUCCCGCAGCUGGGUAAAGACUGGACGCACCAGGGCAUCGCAAAGCUGUACCACUCCAUCAACGAGAACGGCUACAAGUUCCUGUACUGCUCGGCCCGCGCCAUCGGCAUGGCCGACAUGACCCGCGGCUACCUGCACUGGGUCAACGACAAGGGCACCAUCCUGCCACGGGGCCCCCUCAUGCUGUCGCCCAGCAGCCUGUUCUCCGCCUUCCACAGGGAAGUGAUAGAAAAGAAACCAGAGAAGUUCAAAAUCGAGUGUCUGAAUGACAUCAAGAACCUGUUUGCCCCGGCCAAGCAGCCCUUCUAUGCUGCCUUUGGAAACCGGCCCAACGACGUCUACGCUUAUACACAGGUCGGAGUCCCCGACUGCAGGAUCUUCACCGUGAACCCCAAGGGGGAGCUGAUCCAGGAGAGGACCAAGGGGAACAAAUCAUCGUACCACAGGCUCAGCGAGCUGGUGGAGCAUGUGUUCCCGCUGCUCAGCAAGGAGCAGAACUCCGCCUUCCCGUGCCCCGAGUUCAGCUCCUUCUGCUACUGGAGGGACCCCAUCCCCGCUGCGGACCUGGACGCCCUGGCCUGAGUCCCGGCUGCGCGGUGCCUGGGGACGCUGGCCUGGCCCCUGCCCUGCUCCCUCCCAGGCCACUCUUUGCCCAGAGGAGGCAGGAGGCUUCGCCGACCCUGUGCUGCGGAACUGAGCUUGCCGGGAGCCUCGGCACACCAGGUGUGUGGGCGCCUGCGUCCCCACGGCCCCUCGGAAGUGGCUGCGGUGCAGCAGGCUGGCACCAUCUUUGGCACUGUCCCUGAGCUCCACGGGCCCUGCGCUGGCAGGGCAGCUCCUCCCCGCCUGGGCCUGGGCCCGGGCCCGCAGCCUCUGGCUUCUCCUUGCUGCCCCGCGGUGAGGGCCUCCCCAACUGCUGGGACAGACCUCUGCGCCAGCGUCUGCGGAGACUGAGGGGCUGGUCAGCCCUGGAGAGGCAGCUGCUGGGUCCCGGGCCGGGAGGAGCGGCCUCUGUCCUUCCCCUCCGCUGGGUCCUGGCUCAGGGGCCCUCGGGUGUGGCUUGGGGACAGGAUUUCUGAUCUGUGCCUCGGGCUUGUCAGGAAGCAAGGUGGCCCCGGUCCUGCACUCGGGGUCACCUGGAGCCUGUGAGGGACACAGGGACAUAGGGCCCUGCGUGUCACUGCAGUUCACGUGGCCUGGCUGCGACAGCUCGUGUCGGGUGUGCAGCUCGGUGGGGAGGUGAUGGCUAGAGGGGCGCUCGGGACCCCGACAGCCCGGGGCUGGUCCUGCCCUGGAGGCCACAGGAAAGUGAGGUCCCUGUGGGGGAGGCCGGUGGCCCUUCAGGUCGGGAGCUGCGUCCCUCCAAAGCCCCGCUCCGGGGGCGGGUCCCGGGCCUCAGGGAGCAGUUCCCUUGGCACAAGUGCCCGUGCCCUCUUGGCCACCCACCACGGGUGGGAGUGGCGCACCUGGGCUCGGGAAGGACAGCAGAGGCCCGAGCUCAAGCUGUCCCCUGCCUCCGCGGUGCCUGUGUGGAGUUUGCCUGGGUGCUUGCCCCCCCUCCUCCGCAAGCGCUUCUCCCUCCGGUCCUGCCUGGGUCUGGACGUGUCCUGUCCCCAUGUCCGCCCCUGCUGUUGCGCACGUGGGGCUUCCUCGCCAGCGCCAGUUGCUCCAGUGCUGCGGUGCGGUGGGGGACUGUGUCUGUGCUGGAGACCAUUGCCAUUUGGUACAAAUGACGUUUGUUCUUUCUGUGAAAGAGAGAUGCCCUCCCCUCCCGUGUAUUUGCACACAACCCUCAGACGGCGAGCCGGGAGUCACCUCCGCUGUCUUCCAGGCACAGUGCCGUCCUGGAGGUGGGCGGAAGUCACUGCCGGAGGGGCGGCGGGGAUGUCCCAUGGAGCUGGCCCCAUCCCACGGCUUCCAGGGGAAGGAACAGCUCGGGCAGAGGUCCUGACAGGGAGGACAGCACUGGGUGGGCGGGCCCGGUGCAGGUCUGGGGCUGCCUGGAAUGGUUAGCGUGGCCCCACCGUGUGCCUGCGCCUUCCCCGAGGAGCUCGCCCUGCUCUCCAGGUGAGAGCACGCAGGGCCUCAGCUAACUGGUUUAAAAUUGGUUAAAUAAGUUCUUUCCAGGCAAAACUGACUUUUGGUUUGGUUUGAAGGCAAAGAGGGGAAACUACUCUUUCCAGUUAGUAAUUGCAUUCAGCUGAUGAAGUAUUAUUAGGCAGCAGCGUCACUCAUAGUUGUCCGAGUUCAUUGUGAACAUCAGUACCGUUUUCUUAGCUGUGGUAAAGACUUCCUCAGAUGAAUGGCUCAUGUUCUGGUGCAGUGUUUGAUGUUCGAAACAAAAUGUUACAACAAUAAACAAGCAUAAAAGCGA